GAGGAGGAGGAGGAGGAGGAGGAGGGAAAGAAGAGAAGCAAGAAGAAGAAAAAGAAGAACCCACUACCUUCCCAGGAUUGCCUUUUUUCGCCCCCCUUAUCUUGACGCGCGCGUGUGCGCCCCUCGCCCCUUCCCACCGAACCUGGUCUUGGAUGUUUAAUAAAGAAAUCAAGUGUCUCCACAGUCACAAAAAAAAAAAAAAAUCCAACCAAAAAAAAAAAUUUUUUUUUGCCUCCAAAAAAGCCAAAACAAAAAGAGAGAAAGAGAGAGAGAGAGAAAGAAAAAAAAAAUCCCCCCCCCCCAAACAAACAAACAAACCAGGCAGAACCAAGCUCUACUUCCAAGCAGCCGGCACCAGCCACCCGUGUCCGCCGCCACCGGAGAGGGGGGUCUCUGGCCCGCGGUGGAGGAGUUGCCAGGGGGGCUCGCCGGGGGCACGGAGGCCGAGCGACGCCCUAGGAGCCGGCGGGCGAGCGACACAGCGGCCCCCGCGCGCGGCUCGGGGCUGGGGCGCCGGCGGUGGCACCGGAGCGGCGCAGAGCAAUGCCAAGGAGGAAACAGCACGCACCCAAGCGGGCGGCAGGCUAUGCCCAGGAGGAGCAGCUGAAAGCAGAGGGCGACAUCAAGGAAGAGGAGGAAGAGGAGGAAGACAGCGGUUCCGUGGCUCAGCUCCAGGGGAGUAAUGACCCCGGCACGGACGAGGAGCUGGACACGGGCCCGGAGCUGAAAGGCUGCUUCAGCUACCAGAACUCGCCCGGCAGCCACCUGUCCAACCAGGACGCCGAGAACGAGUCUCUGCUGAGCGAUGCCAGCGACCCCGUGUCGGACGUCAGGAGCGCCAGCGGUCGAGAUGGCUCGGACAAGAAAGCCGGCGCGCCCCCCAAGCUUCCCAGCGAACCCCACAACUGCAUGGACAAGAUGACGGCUGUCUACGCCAACAUCUUGUCCGACUCCUACUGGUCGGGCCUGGGCCUGGGCUUCAAGCUGUCGGCGGCGGCAGGCGAGCGGCGCAGCUGUGACACGCGCAGCGGCGGCCACAAGACUGAUUUUGACUGGCACCAGGAUGCUCUGUCCAAGAGCCUGCAGCAGCACCUGCCCGCCAGGGCCGUGUCCAAGCCCAGCCUGUUCAGCUCGGUGCAGCUGUACCGCCAGAGCAGCAAACUCUGCGGCUCCGUCUUCACCGGGGCCAGCCGCUUCCGCUGCCGCCAGUGCAGCGCGGCCUACGACACGCUGGUCGAGCUGACCGUGCACAUGAACGAGACGGGCCACUACCAAGACGACAACCGCAAGAAGGACAAGCAGAGACCCACGAGCUACUCCAAGCCCCGAAAGAGAGCCUUCCAGGACAUGGACAAGGAGGACGCCCAGAAGGUCCUCAAGUGCAUGUUCUGCGGAGACUCCUUCGACUCCCUCCAGGAUCUGAGCGUCCACAUGAUCAAAACGAAACAUUACCAAAAAGUGCCUUUGAAGGAGCCCGUCCCCACCAUCGCCUCCAAAAUGGUCACCCCGGCCGCCAAGAAGCGCGUCUUCGAGGUCAACCGGCCGUGCUCCCCGGACUCCACCACGGGGUCGCUGGCCGAGUCCUUCCCCACGCCCAAGAGUGGCGCCCUGCAGCUCACGUCCAACAACCGCUACGGCUACCAGAACGGGGCCAGCUACACGUGGCAGUUCGAGGCGUGCAAGUCGCAGAUCCUGAAGUGCAUGGAGUGCGGCAGCUCCCACGACACCCUGCAGCAGCUCACCACCCACAUGAUGGUCACCGGCCACUUCCUCAAGGUCACCAGCUCCGCCUCCAAGAAAGGGAAGCAGCUGGUGCUGGACCCGCUGGCCGUGGAGAAGAUGCAGUCCUUGUCCGACGGCCCCGGCAGCGAGGCACCGGCGACCCCUCGGCCCUCCAGCAACCCCGUCUCCGAGGGUGCGGCCUCCACCACGGAGCUCAAGAAAGAGGGGAAGAGGGACAAGGCCGAGGAGGCCCCCCAGGACGAGAAGGGCGUGAAGAGGGAGGAGUACGAAGACCCCCUGCAGAAGCCCUUAGACCCGACCAUCAAGUACCAGUAUCUGCGGGAGGAGGACCUGGAGGAUGGCUCCAAGGGGGGUGGGGACAUCUUGAAGUCGCUGGAAAACACCGUCACCACGGCCAUCAACAAGGCGCAGAACGGGGCUCCCAGCUGGAGCGCCUACCCCAGCAUCCACGCCGCCUACCAGCUGUCGGAGGGCACCAAGCCCGCCUUGCCCAUGGGGUCCCAGGUGCUGCACAUCCGGCCCAACCUCCCCAACAAACUGAGGCCCAUUGCCCCCAAGUGGAAAGUCCUGCCCCUGGUGCCCAUGCCCCCCAACCUGGCCCCCUACACGCAAGUGAAGAAGGAGCCGGAAGACAAAGAGGAGGCGGGCAAGGACGGCAGCCAGGAGAGUCCCCCGGAGGAGGCCUCCUCCUUCAGCCACCACGAGGCGGGAGAGUCUUUCCCCAAGGGCGAGCCGCCCUCGGAACCCAAGAAACCCGAGCCCGCCCCGCUCAAGGAGGAGGACAAGGGGCCGCUGAAGAAGGAGGAGGGCGAGAAAGAACAAGGGCCGAGCCCAGAGCCAGCCACUUCGCUGAGCAACGGCUGUAGCCUGGCCAGCCACGCCCCGGCCCUGCCCAGCAUCAACCCCCUGAGUGCUCUGCAGUCGGUGCUCACCAACCACCUGGGCAGGGCCACGGAGCCGCUGUGCUCGCCCGCCUGUGCCAGCCCGGGCCCCAGCACCAUGUCUCUGUUCCACAAGCCCGCCCUGGGCGUCCUGGACAAGCCCGCGCUGAGCCCUGCCUCCGCCAGGCCGGCCAGCGUGUCCAGGCGCUACCUGUUCGACAGCAGCGACCAGCCCAUCGACCUGACCAAGGCCAAGAGCAAGAGGGCCGAGUUGGCGCAAGCACAGUCCUGCACGUCCCCGCCCCAGAAGCACGCCCUGUCGGACAUCGCCGACAUGGUCAAGGUCCUCCCCAAGGCCACCACGCCCAAGCCCGCCGUCCCCUCCAGGCUCCCGGCCCUGAAGCUGGAGAUGGAUGUGCGGCGCUUCGAGGACGUGUCCAGCGAGGUGUCCACGCUGCACAAGCGCAAGGGCCGGCAGUCCAACUGGAACCCGCAGCACCUGCUCAUCCUGCAGGCCCAGUUCGCCUCGAGCCUCUUCCAGACAUCCGAGGGCAAGUACCUGCUCUCGGACCUGGGCCCGCAGGAGCGCAUGCAGAUCUCCAAGUUCACGGGACUCUCCAUGACCACCAUCAGCCACUGGCUGGCCAACGUGAAGUACCAGCUGCGGAAAACGGGCGGCACCAAGUUCCUGAAAAACAUGGACAAGGGGCACCCCAUCUUUUACUGCAGUGACUGUGCCUCCCAGUUCCGAACCCCCUCGACCUACAUCAGCCACCUCGAGUCGCAUCUGGGUUUCCAGAUGAAGGACAUGACCCGCCUGAGCGCGGAGCAGCCCGCCAAGGUGGAGGCCGAGAUCUCCCGGGUUUCGUCGGCUCAGAGGUCUCCGGAAACCAUAGCAGGCGAAGAGGACACAGACUCUAAAUUCAAGUGUAAGUUGUGCUGUCGGACAUUUGUGAGCAAACACGCGGUAAAACUCCACCUAAGCAAAACGCACAGCAAGUCCCCCGAGCACCAUUCACAGUUUGUAACAGACGUGGAUGAAGACUAACCCUGCAGGACGAAUGCCUUAGCCCCACCUCUCCAGCCUGAGUCCGCGCGCAAGGCCUGCUUCUCCCACGGAACUGCACGCAGACUGGACAGCGUGGGGGCGGAGCACCCCAGCCAUCUCUCUUCCUCCUCACUCACAAUUUGGUAAUGAAGUAUUGAUUUCCACUUGCCCGCUUACGGAUGAUAUUAGAUCUCCAUCGAUACCGUGCCCCGGGGCAGGCGGAGGGGCGCCCCCCGCCCCGCGCCCCGCGCCCCCCGCCCCGCGCCCCGCGCGGCUCUCCACGGCCCGCCCUUCCCGCUGUCACCGGGAAACGAAGCGGCCCCUGCCCAGAACACGUCCUGCUUCUGUCCACUCGGACCGCUGGCGGGAGAGGGCGGGGCCUCCGCGGGCCCCCCUGGCCACCACCGGCAUGUCCACUUGCUAUUUAUAAGCCCUCGGGGACCGUUUGUGGAGAGGAAACGUUUCUGUGCAGAGCCGCAGUGACGGUUGCACCUGGAGUGCCCGGGCCUGCCCCCGCACCGGGGACCCAUUCAUCACGCAAAGUGGAAGAAUUAUUCAGUCCCAGCCGAAUUGGAGCCGAGAACGCCUCUGCCCAGGCUUCGUCUGCUGCUUAUUAACCGUGUGACUGCCAAAGCCCGUUUUCCAGCCCCCCCCCCCCACGCGACGAGGAGCCUCUUCCCUCCCAUCAGCACCUCCGUGGCCCAGAGCAAGAGCGUUUUCCGCAGAGCCGUGCGCCGCGCCGCGUGCCCCGCGUGGGCUCCCGGGCUGGGCCCGUGUCCCGCAGCGCCCGUGGGUCUGGACCUGGACACUCCGGUCGCAGAGGCCGCGCCGAACACACCGGCUCCGGGGUGCCCCCUUUUUCUAAAUGUGUUCCCGCAACUUUCUUCAUUAAAACUUGGAGGGCCCAAUUUUAAUUUGUGGAAUAUUCCCGUUAAUAAUGAGAUCUAAUUAAGACAUCCAUUAAAAGCCCGUUAAAGUUAAUUUAACGUAAAAAUUCCAAUAGAACUGUAUUAGAUUUUCUCCAUUAAAUUAACGUUAUGGAUUUUUAACGGAUGUCUUAAUUAUGCGUUAUUAUUAACGGGAAUACUGUAUUACACAGAUUAAAAUCAGGCCCAAAGUCGGCUUGGAAAAGCUAAGAGCAUGUUUGAAUAUAAAAAAAAAAAAAAAGUCUUGCAUACCUAGCACACAGUUUGGAAAGGCAGGGCUAGAUUUGUUUACUCUAGUUGAACAUUCUCUAUACAGCAGAAAGCAACCUAUAAUAGAUAAAUCCAUCAUUGCAUUUAAACAAUGAAUUUCCUUACUCUCCAAGGACGUAUCAGCCUGGAUUGCAUUGUAAAAUGCUACUCAGCUCUAGGUGAGACAUUUAAACUAUUCUAGGCAGAACACUAGGAACUAGAUGAUUCUGAAACAAAAAAAAAGUCUGUUUCUGUUGUUGCUUUGAUUACCAAGGUCAUCACACACACACAGACACACAGACAGACAGACAGACAGACAGACACACACACACACACACACACAUAUACACACACACCAACCAAAAAGAAGCCAAAUAUCCUCUUCACCGUUUCUCAUUGGAGGCUGCCUACUAGAAUUGUUUUUGGAAAUUUUGAUAUGAUCCCUAAAUUCAACAUGGAGAUUUAAAAAGAAGAAGGGAGAGAAAGAAGAAAAAAAAAAAAACUUCUUAUUUACCUCCUAGGGAAAGUGUUGCCCUUAUGCCACAUAUAAUAGCAAAUUGCUUUUUUUAUGGCAUGCAUAACCUAGAUGGGAAAAAAUAUGGCGCUUCGGGGAAGGAGGGAAAAAGUAAAUGAAGUUCCAGGAAUGUCAUUCUGAAGUAAUGAGGCAUGGACAGAAAAUAUACCCCUCACAUCAUCGGAUUGAGAUGGCAGUCGAAAUAGCUUCAUUGAAGUGUCAGCACUCAUCCAUCAAUCAAUCACCCACAAGGAAAAAUAGCAACAGUGCAACGGGCGGCUUUUACGGGAUUUACUCGUGGGCACAGGCAAGAGCGGCUCAAAUGUAGUUCUGACAUGAAAAGCAAGGUGCUGAUAUUAUUUUUUAUGAUGGGAGGAUCAUAAAGUGAAUUGAGAACAGCGAGGUCUGUCUUUGCUUAACCUAUUCAACCAGAAAUGAACGGAGCUCAACUGGAAAGAAACGUCGCUGGAUGGGCUUAGAAUGGCAGGACUCGGCUGAGCACUGUCCUUCGACAACAAAAUUCUAUUACAGGAGAAUCAAUGCAUUAGCAUUGGGGUUCCUGAAGCUCUUUUUUUAAAAAUGGCUUGCUCCAACCAGGGUUAUUAGCGACAGUGACAUCAUUCAGAAGUUACCGCCUCUGUCCCAAAGCAGA
This is a messenger RNA of Sorex araneus (European shrew), 6013 nucleotides long. RefSeq names its product teashirt zinc finger homeobox 2 (gene TSHZ2). NCBI's taxonomy places the organism in Eukaryota, Metazoa, Chordata, Mammalia, Eulipotyphla, Soricidae. Gene Ontology annotation, cellular component: nucleus. Gene Ontology annotation, molecular function: DNA-binding transcription factor activity, RNA polymerase II-specific; DNA binding. The transcript is spliced from 3 exons. The coding region runs from base 544 to 3672 and encodes 1042 amino acids. Gene Ontology annotation, biological process: regulation of transcription by RNA polymerase II. The record is from RefSeq and is a predicted model, not a curated record.